AUGCGUCAUUCAGAUUUUCGUGGUAUGGAAAAAAAUGCUCAAACACUUGAUGAAGAAUAUGAUGGUUUAUCAGCUCGUUCUGUUGAUGAUCAUUAUAAUUAUCCACUUUCACCAAGUGUUCAUGGAGAAUUUAUGGCUGAUGGUACAAAUAGAAAAGAACAUUCAUUACAUGCAUUUGUUGCACCAAAACAAAACAAAAAUAGAAAGAAUAAAAAAAAUAAAGGUACAAGUAUUGUUAAUAAAGUAGUAGAAGAAGAACUACCUGUUGUUCAAGAAGAUCCACAACGAACGAGAGGACGUAAAAUAUUACGUGACGAUUUUGAUACUCAAUUUGAUAUGGAACCAGACGAUGAUAUAGAACGAUCAAAAAAUGAAACUGUACCUAUUCGUCCAUCUGGACUUGAAACAAUACCUGCUCGUGUAGCUACAUUAAAAAUAAGUGACAGAUCUGAUCGAAGUAUUUCACCACAAAAACAAUCAAAAUCUACAUAUGAUUCUCCAAGUGUUACACCUCGACAAGGUGUUUCACCAUCUUCUGUUUCACGUCGAAAUGAAAAUACUUCAUCAUCUGUAACUUCUACUUUAAAACGUCGUCCAAUAGCAGCUGAUCGUACUAAUACAUUACGUGAUUAUAAUGAACGUCUUGAAGGACGUGAUUUAUUAAAUUUAGUUGUUGUUGGUCAUGUUGAUGCAGGAAAAUCUACAUUAAUGGGUCAUCUACUUGUGAAAUUAAAAGUUGUUGAUGAUCGUACAAUGCAUAAAAAUAAAACUGAAGCAGCUCGUUUAGGAAAAGAAAGUUUUUCAUAUGCUUUUGUUUUGGAUGAAUCCGAAGAAGAACGACAACGUGGUGUUACCAUGGAUAUUGCUCAAGCUCAAUUUAAAACUAAAACUAAAAUUGUUAAUCUUGUUGAUGCACCAGGACAUAAAGACUUUAUACCAAAUAUGAUAAAUGGAGCAGCUCAAGCUGAUGUUGCUAUACUUGUUAUUGAUAGUCGUCGUGGUGAAUUUGAAACUGGUUUUGAAUUUGGUGGUCAAACACGUGAACAUGCUCUAUUAUUACGAGCACUUGGUGUAUCACAAUUAAUUUGUGGUGUUAAUAAAAUGGAUACAAUAGAAUGGUCACAAGAACGAUUUGAAGAAAUAGUUAAAAAACUUUCAAGUUUUCUUAAAUCAUCCGGUUAUAAAGAAUCAGAUAUUACAUAUGUACCGCUUAGCGGUUGGACAGGAGAAAAUUUAAUAACACCAAAUAAUCCAUCAUUAUCAUGGUAUCAAAAAGAAGAUAAUCCUUCAAAUAUAAAAAUCAAUGGUGUUAUAUGUGGUGCAACAUUACUUGAUUUAAUUGAUCGUCUUAAACCACCUGAACGACCUAUAUCAAAACCAUUCCGUUUAUGUAUAACAGAUGUAUAUCGUGCAACAGGUAUUGGUGCUGGUACUGUAUCUAUAUCAGGUCGUAUUGAUUGUGGUGGUGUUGAAGUAAAUGAACGUCUUCUAUUACGACCAUCAAAUGAUCAAGUAACAAUAAAAACAGUUCAAAUUGAAAAUACAAAUGUUUCAUCAGCAUUUGCUGGUGAUAAUGUAACACUUAAUAUUCAAGGUGUUGAUCCAACACAUUUAUUUAUUGGUAAUGUUGUUUGUGAUCCAGAAUAUCCAAUACCAUGUGCAACUAUAAUACAAGCACGUAUUAUUAUAUUUAAUAUAUCAGUACCAAUAUUACCCGGUACACCAAUUGUAUUUCAUUUUAAAUCUAUGCAAGAACAAGGUAAAAUAACAAAUUUAAUUGAAGAAUUAGAUCGUUCAACGGGUGAACUUAAACGAAAAAAUCCACGUUUAUUAACAAAAAAUUCAAGUGGUGUUAUUGAAAUUGUACUACAACGACAAAUAUGCUGUGAAUUAUAUUCAGAUGUUAAAGAACUUGGACGUUUUAUGUUAAGACAAAGUGGUUUGACAAUGGCAGCAGGAAUUAUAACUAAAAUAAUUAGUUAA
Rotaria sordida is the source of this 1983-nucleotide messenger RNA. The record is from the annotation of a GenBank genome assembly. NCBI's taxonomy places the organism in Eukaryota, Metazoa, Rotifera, Eurotatoria, Philodinida, Philodinidae.